AUGUCCCCCUGGUGCCUACGUUCCACCAAUCACGUCCCCAAGGCGCCUACGUUCCACCAAUCACGUCCCCGCGACGCCUACGUUCCACCAAUCACCUCCCCCCAGCGCCUCUCUUCCACCAAUCACGUCCCCGCUGCUGCCUCGGUGGCUGACCACGCCUCGCUCCGUUGCGGUGACUUUCCCGGGGCAUCGCCCCCUCGGCUGGUGCAGGGGUCCCCGAUCUCGCGGGGACCAGUCGCCUCGCAGGGCGCCCUCGACCAGGCCUGCGUGCGAGGAGAAAAAAAAGUGCCGCUUCUUCCCACCCCACGCGGCUCGGGGGCCGCCCGGCGCCGUCCGGAUGCCCAGGAGGGGCUUUGCUACGAGGACUUCGGGGCCGGCAAGUGCAAGGAGUUCCUGGGGGAGGACGUGUCCAAGGAGGACUGCUGCCAGAACCCCAACUACGGGUACCGGCCCCGCGCCGGGGCACCGUGCCAGUCCUGCCGCCAGGCCGAGUGGAGCGACUGGACGCCGUGGAGCCCCUGCUCCGUGUCCUGCGAGGAGGGGGUGCAGAGACGCAGCCAGGCCUGCCUGGGGCAGGGCCAGUGCUCGGGGGGCCCGCGGAAGAGGUGGGAGAUACAAGCCUGCAGCCUGAAGGAUUGCUGCCCGGUGAUGGGGGGCUGGUCGGCCUGGGGCCCCUGGAGCUCCUGCUCCGUCACGUGUGCCGAGGGGGUGAAGAAGCGCGUCCGAAGAUGCACCGAGCCGGCGCCCAUCUGCGGGGGCUCCUGCCCUGGCCCCGACUCGGAAACAAUGGCCUGUGACACCAACAAGAUCUGCCCCACUCAUGGUAACUGGGGCAGUUGGGGGCAAUGGGGUCCUUGUUCUGCCACAUGCUCUCCGGAGGAUGUGAGGCCGAAGCCCCAGCAGCGUCGCUGGCGGGUUUGCAACAACCCCCUGCCUUCCGUCAUCCCUCUCGGACUCCCCUGCAUUGGAUCCACCAGUGAGGACCAGUCGUGCCCCGGGCUGCCCUUCUGCCCAGUGGACGGUGGCUGGAACAACUGGGAGACAUCCAGCCCCUGCUCGGUGACCUGUGGCCUGGGCCGGGUAACGCAGAAGCGUCUUUGUAACAACCCAGCUCCACGGCAUGGUGGGAAGGCCUGUCUUGGCCUCAAUACCCGGUCACAUUUCUGCAACACCAAAAUACCCUGCCCAGUGGACGGGCGCUGGUCGGAGUGGGGGGAGUGGUCCACUUGCACCCGGCCGGGUUACCACCGGGAGCAUCAGCUGCCGGGAGAUCGUGGGGCAGCAGAGGCGGACGCGGGAGUGCAAGGGGCGCAGCCCCGAUGGGAAGCGCUGUGA
Emys orbicularis (European pond turtle) is the source of this 1335-nucleotide messenger RNA. It is a transcript of the gene CFP, whose product is annotated as complement factor properdin. NCBI's taxonomy places the organism in Eukaryota, Metazoa, Chordata, Testudines, Emydidae. The coding region runs from base 1 to 1335 and encodes 444 amino acids. The transcript is spliced from 7 exons. The record is from RefSeq and is a predicted model, not a curated record.